AUGUCGCAUCCGCAGCCUCCCCAGCGGCAGCCGUCAGCAAUCGAGACAGAACGAUACGCAAAGACGCUCCACAAUGCCGCGAUCGCAACAUUAGUUGUUUGCCCAAUCCUCGCCCUGCUGCCACCCCGAAAGCUCGACAUGUACACGAUCGGCCUUGUUGGCUUGACCGGGUACUCUGCCAAUUACCUUAUUCGCGAAUCCAGCGGAAGGUCGAUAUGGCAACAAAUUACCAGACCACAGAGACAGCCUCUUCCCAAAGAAAGCACACCCAGUGCCAGUGUCAUCGGAGAACUCCAGAAAGAAGGCAGAAAUGAUAUCGGUUCGGCAUACUAUGAGCAAGGUAGUUGGAAGGCUCAGCGGCAACGGGAGAUCAAAGAUGACGUGGAAGAGGGAAAGAGCUUUAGCGAUAUGAUUGUCGAUCAGGUGUGGUCGGUAUGGAAUCAGGGCAAGAAAAAUGAAGAGGAUGAGGAGACGUGA
This is a messenger RNA of Pseudocercospora fijiensis CIRAD86, 477 nucleotides long. RefSeq lists its product as uncharacterized. NCBI's taxonomy places the organism in Eukaryota, Fungi, Ascomycota, Dothideomycetes, Mycosphaerellales, Mycosphaerellaceae. Bases 1 to 477 code for a protein of 158 amino acids. The record is from RefSeq and is a predicted model, not a curated record. The transcript has a single exon.